This is a messenger RNA of Penicillium malachiteum, 1113 nucleotides long. Its product is annotated as NAD(P)-dependent alcohol dehydrogenase. The coding region runs from base 1 to 1113 and encodes 370 amino acids. Gene Ontology annotation, molecular function: alcohol dehydrogenase (NADP+) activity; zinc ion binding. Gene Ontology annotation, biological process: alcohol metabolic process. Lineage: Eukaryota; Fungi; Ascomycota; Eurotiomycetes; Eurotiales; Aspergillaceae. The record is from RefSeq and is a predicted model, not a curated record. The transcript has a single exon.
AUGUCCUCAGAUCCGGCUAAAACAUUCUCUGGCUGGGUUGCCCACGAUGCAACAAGCCCAUUAACGUACACAACCUUCGAACCCAAACCCUUCACAGAAACCGACAUCGAAAUCCGCAUCACUCAUUGCGGAAUUUGUGGCACAGAUGUACAUACCCUCCGCUCUGGCUGGUCGCCAACUGACUACCCCUGCGUGGUAGGCCACGAGAUUAUCGGGAUAGUCGAACGCGUCGGCACCGGUGUCCCCACAUUGGCAUCCUCACCCGCAUCGCGUGAGAUCCAAAUCGGCGAUCGUGUCGGCAUAGGCGCACAGAGCAUGUCCUGCCUUCGAGUAGACUGCGAAGCCUGUGCCGAUGGUGAAGAAUCAUACUGCAACCGUGCAACCAUGACAUAUAACAGUCGGUAUGCGGAUAAGAGCAAAUCGUACGGCGGAUUUGCGGAUCGCUGGCGGGGCCCUGCGCACUUUGUGCUCAAGAUUCCCGACACCCUACCCUCUGCUGAGGCUGCACCGCUACUCUGUGCAGGUGUUACUGUUUAUGCGCCACUGCGUAAACACGGUGCUGGGCCAGGCAAGACGGUCGGUGUUGUGGGUAUUGGUGGACUAGGACAUCUCGGUAUCCUAUUUGCGAAGGCGCUAGGUGCGGAUCGGGUUAUUGCGAUUUCGCGGUCUUCGAGAAAGCGCGACGAAGCGAUUCGGGGUCUGGGUGCGGAUGGGUUUAUUGCGACGGGGGAAGAGAAGGGAUGGGCGAAACCACAUUCGCGGUCACUGGAUAUUAUUCUUUCGACUGUUUCGGGUGGUGAUAUGCCAUUUGCGCAGUAUUUGAAACUCCUCAAGCGAGACGGUACUUUCAUUCAGCUUGGGGCGCCUGAGGAGCCGUUGCCUCCGCUGGCAGCUUAUUCUUUGAUUCAGAAAGCUGUCAAGGUGACUGGAUCCAAUAUUGGGUCACCAGAAGAUAUUCGUAAUAUGUUGCAGCUGGCUGCGGAGAAGCGGGUUCUACCAUGGAUUCAGAAACGGCCCAUGAAGGAUGUCAAUUCUGCAUUGGUAGACAUGCAUGAAGGAAAGGCAAGAUAUAGGUUUGUGUUACAGAACAGCGAGCAACAGGCAAAGCUAUAG